Molecule: messenger RNA, 1927 nt
Organism: Selaginella moellendorffii
Lineage: Eukaryota; Viridiplantae; Streptophyta; Lycopodiopsida; Selaginellales; Selaginellaceae
Product: serine/threonine-protein phosphatase BSL1-like
Exons: 14
Coding region: 113-1927 (604 amino acids)
Molecular function (GO): protein binding
Source: RefSeq, a predicted model, not a curated record
GAACCUUCUUCAUUUUGUCGAGCACUGGGGACGAUGAAGUAGCUCCAUAGGUCAGUCCCACGCCACUUCCUCUUUUUCUUGUCCACCAAGCUUAAAACUAGGGCGCGGAUGAAUGACGCGGAUGCUCAAAUGGGAGAGGCUGCCGGCGCAGAGAGCUCGCGCAGGCCACACCGCCACGCUCGUUGGCGGCAGCAGGAUGUUGGUCUUCGGUGGACGAUGCGGAGACCAAUUCAUGAAUGAUUUGUGGGAAUUCGACCUACAGCGCGAGAAAUGGAGGCAGCUCCAAGAGCACGCUCCUUUUGCUGCCCGGGCUUAUCACUCCGCGACAGUGGUGGGGAAGAACACGCUUUGGAUCAUCGGUGGAAGUGAUGCCAAGACGAUCCACGAUGAUGUUCACGCUCUUAACACGGAAACUCUCGAGUGGUCUACUCCAGUUUUAAAAUCACAAGGAACUCCAAGAGGUACUCACGCAGCUGUGAUUCACCCUCUAAAUCCGAAGUGUAUUCUCGUCUUUGGUGGCUAUGGUGGAUUCAAGCCUGGGACUUUUAACUGGCUUGGCGAUCUCUCGGUGCUAAACACAGAUUCUUUGCAGUGGGAGGUGCUACAACCGGGAGGAAAUUGUCCUUGCUCGAGGGGUUAUCAUAGCUUUACCACGUUUGGACACAACGUUUUACUCUUUGGAGGGAAGAACAACUCUGGUAUAGUUGAAGAGGACGAUUUGAGUGUGUACGAUGCCUUUGAGAACAAAUGGUUUACCAUAAAACCGUCCGGCGAAGCUCCUUGUCCUCGCUCAAAUCACGCUGCGGUACUGGCGCAUGAAACGAGCAUAUUUGUCCAUGGUGGUCGCUAUGGAAAGUCACGUUUGAACGAUAUUUAUUCGCUCGAGAUUGCUGCCAGCGGCGCUUCUUACCAGUGGCAAAAUUACGAUUCUAAAGUGGUGGACAGUAAGUCGAGAACUUUGAAGAUAGCUGAUGCAGCGGAUGGGCCAGAAGGCCGUGCGGCACAUUGCCUUGUUGUCUGCAAUGAUUCUCUCUACAUGCUUGGUGGCUAUGGUGGUAAAGGUGGUACAUUCUCUGAUAUGUACGUGGUGCGACGUCUUCCACAAAAAGGAAGGCAAACUAAAUCAAAGGCAACAUCUCGAAAAGUUUCUUUUGUCUCACUUCCUCUGGAGGGUGGGGAAGACAAUGAGGGAUGGUUCAGUACCAGGAAAGAAGCUCUUUCUGCAAGCCAUACUGGUGUAGGCAUUGAAGCCGACGACCCAUACCAUUGGACGCCAGAAGAUACAGCAGAAAGAACUGUGCUGUUAGGGGAGACAUCGAUGAAGCCGUGUAGCAGCACGAAAAGAAAGUCACCUCCGGGAUCUCCUCAAGAAGAUCUCGCAAGAGAAGUACAAAAUAUGCGUAACAAGCGUCUUGUUUUGGAGGGUCAAGUAGCUGCAGCGCAGGCUGGAAUGACAAAAGCCUCGACAGAAUUAGAAACUGUUCAGGCUGAAAAAGAACGUUUGCAACGAAGAGUUGACGCGCUUCAAGAUCAGGUUGACACUGAGAGUACCAAAGCAAGCUUGUUGCAAAGGGAACUUGAGGAGCGGGUAAUAGCAAGCCAGAGAACAGAAGUUUUGUCGACACAACUCAGAGAAGAAUUGCAGGCAAGCGCCUUGAAAUUGGACUCGAAGGAAAGAGAGAAGCAGGAUCUUCACUAUCAACUCAAAUCUGUGGAAAAGAAAUUGGAUGAGCGGGAAAGUUCACUAGAGCGAAUCAAAGAGUUGCACGAGGAUGCAGUUUUAGAGCGCGACGAAUACAAAUCCUGUGUACAAAAGCUGGACAUGGCGCUUCAGAAGCAAAUGCAAGCUCUACAACAAAUGAAGUCAAACUAUGAUACGGAACGCAGUUUCUUAUUACAGGCAAGAAUUUUUGGCUUUAUCCUGUAG